GGGAAGGAGCCGAGGGAUUCGAAUCCGGGAGGCGACGAGGCGUGGCGGGAGGAGGCGCUCGCUCGGCGGCGAUGCUGAGGACGAAGACCCCGCGGCCGCGCGGCGGGAAGUCCCGCCGGGCGACUGCUGCUGCUGCUGCGGGGGUGGGGAAGGAGAGGGAGGGGAGGUCGCCGUCGGGGGAGCUGUCGCUGCAGCUGGAGCACGUCUCCCUCUUCUCCUUCCUCGCCGACCGCCCCCUCGGCGCCGCCGCCGCGGCGGCGCGCACGCCCUUCGAGGAGCUGCUGGAGGGGUCGUACGACCCGACGCCGCCCCCGCCCCCGCCACCGCUUCCUCUUCCGCUUCAGGCGGAGGCCACGCCGAUGGACGCCGACGAGGUCGUGGAGGAGAAGGACUGCGGCAUCCUCAGCCAGGAUUUCUUCUGUACCCCGGAUUACAUCACGCCGGAUGCGCCGCAGCUCGCUAGCGGAUUCGACGCCAAUAAGGAGAAUAUCCCUUGCCCCAAUUCUCCGGAGAAAUCAGUCUGCAGGAGCAAGAGAUACAAGAGAGAUUGUUCCCCCAAAGCCUUCGGCUCCACUGACAUUUUUGACAACCAGUGGAUUGCCCCAGUCCAGUUUGACGGCUUAGGUGAUUCAGAGGAAGAACAGUUGCAGGAAUCUAAUUCACACAAGAGAGGUAGCUAUGUCUCCCAAUCAGCAGUGGCUCUCCGCUGCCGGGUGAUGCCUCCACCAUGCAUCAGGAAUCCAUACCUCAAUACAGGCCCUCAAAUAGAUGAUAAUGUUUUCGGAGGGAGACAAUGCAAAUCAUCAGGGUUUUCUCCUUCAGUUGGUGGUGAUGGUCUUUCACGUUACCGAACUGAUUUCCAUGAGAUUGAGCAAAUUGGACGGGGAAACUUUAGUGUUGUGUUCAAAGUUCUGAAGAGGAUAGAUGGCUGCUUAUAUGCAGUAAAACGGAGUAUCAGGCAACUGCAUAAUGACAGGGAAAGGAGGCAAGCAGUGAAGGAGGUCCAAGCUUUGGCAGCCUUAGGAUCCCAUGAGAACAUAGUUGGAUAUUUCACUUCUUGGUUUGAGAACAAACAGCUCUAUAUUCAAAUGGAACUGUGUGAUCGCUGCCUGUCCAUGGAUAGAAGUCAGCCAUUGAAGUGUGGGGAAGCCCUAGAACUGCUGUACCAGAUCUGCAAAGGCUUGGACUUCAUUCAUGAACGUGGUGUUGCACACCUCGAUGUGAAGCCAGAUAACAUAUAUGUCAGAAAUGGUGUUUAUAAGCUUGGAGAUUUUGGUUGUGCUACACUUAUUGAUCGGAGUUUAGCAAUUGAAGAUGGAGAUUCCCGUUAUAUGCCUCCAGAGAUGCUGAACGAUAGGUAUGAGCAUCUUGACAAGGUGGAUAUCUUUUCUCUUGGGGCAGCUACCUAUGAGCUUAUAAGAGGAACCCCACUUCCUGAUUCUGGACCUCAGUUCACAAGUCUCCGAGAGGGAAAAAUUGCUUUACUUCCAGGAUGCCCAAUGCAAUUUCAGAGUUUAAUAAAGUCCAUGAUGGAUCCUGAUCCAGUGAGGCGGCCUUCUGCAAAAGGCAUCCUGAGACAACCCAUCUUUGAGAAGCUUCACAAGGCCCCAGCGAAGAAAUAGACUGCGGCAUCCGUCUGAUCCCGGCAGUGUGAUGCUGUGUCCAAACUCAAUCAGCUGCUGCCAAAUUUUGUACAUCCACCAAGAGAACUCCCCAAAUAUUGUGAACUACUUGUCUCCAGAUAGGCAGAUUCUGUGCACUUGUGCCUGGCCCAAUAUGAUUUUGUAUAGGGAAUAUGAACACCAAGCAUUGAUCUGAUUUCUUUGCCGGGAAUUUGAGCAAUGUUUGUAAGUUAUGGAUAUUGUCUAGCCAAGUGGCUUUGGCUCCUGACGUUUUUCUCGUGCCGAGUUUGUCAUGGAAGGAUGGGGCAUCUGCCGUUCUAAGCAUGCUCAACGCCUGUUCGUGGCUUGUUUUUCUUUGGAUUUGUGCAUAAUAAUUUGGUUGAAUGCUAUUUGAUAUCGAA
Messenger RNA from Oryza brachyantha (malo sina), 2023 nucleotides. RefSeq names its product wee1-like protein kinase. Gene Ontology annotation, biological process: protein phosphorylation. Bases 72 to 1622 code for a protein of 516 amino acids. Gene Ontology annotation, molecular function: protein kinase activity; ATP binding. The transcript is spliced from 10 exons. The record is from RefSeq and is a predicted model, not a curated record. NCBI's taxonomy places the organism in Eukaryota, Viridiplantae, Streptophyta, Magnoliopsida, Poales, Poaceae.